AUGUAUUUGCUUAGUUUUUCGUCUUCCAUGUUACACCUGACAUUGAUUAUCACUGCUACAGUAUGCUGUUGGAUGAUGUGGGCCAUCGUGUACCUUGCGCAGUUGAACCCGCUCAUUGUACCAGUCUUGAGUGAAGGAGAAUGAGAUGCUCAUAGAAAGCCAGCAGUCGUUUAUUAUUCAUGGAAGAUUAAUGAGAGGAAGUAUUUUGAGGCAUGUAGUAGUUGAAGAUACUGUUGUAUCAAAAUUUCUAUGUACUUGUAGUUGGUGGAAACUAUAAUAAAAUCUUUUGUAGAUUCAUACAGUAACUAUGCUCUAGUUCAAAAUCCUUUUAGACCUUUCUCUGAAUUUUGGUGUAAUGGCAAAAAUAAUAGAUGGAUGAUGUAACUGGUAGCUCUUACUAUCUGCUUUUGGAAUAAAAUCAUUAUGCAUCUUGUUUUCA
Messenger RNA from Lycium ferocissimum, 439 nucleotides. RefSeq names its product V-type proton ATPase subunit e1-like. Lineage: Eukaryota; Viridiplantae; Streptophyta; Magnoliopsida; Solanales; Solanaceae. Gene Ontology annotation, molecular function: proton-transporting ATPase activity, rotational mechanism. The record is from RefSeq and is a predicted model, not a curated record. Gene Ontology annotation, cellular component: proton-transporting V-type ATPase, V0 domain. The coding region runs from base 1 to 144 and encodes 47 amino acids. Gene Ontology annotation, biological process: proton transmembrane transport. The transcript is spliced from 3 exons.